Molecule: messenger RNA, 180 nt
Organism: Aspergillus clavatus NRRL 1
Lineage: Eukaryota; Fungi; Ascomycota; Eurotiomycetes; Eurotiales; Aspergillaceae
Exons: 2
Coding region: 1-180 (59 amino acids)
Source: RefSeq, a predicted model, not a curated record
AUGAUUGUCAGCAUCUACGGGGGCCUGCGGUAUGACUCAGCCACAGCGAAAUGGGAGGACGACACCCUCAUCUCCGAGGAGCGAUAUGUGAUGUGUAAUUUGAAAGGGUUGGUGGGUUUCACAGGUUGUGGCCACGCGGGUGUGGUCAACAUAUGCCGUGAUGCUCUGAAACUCGGCUAG